AUUCCACAAUAAACGCCACGCGGAAGAUACCACUGCACAGUUUCGUUGUUUCCUCGCACUCCUCACUACCACUUUUCUCCAACGGAAAAACGUCCACAUUCAUCAAACCUUUCAACCAAACACAAAAGCUCCAUUAACGCUUCGUUUUAGGGUUCCGUAGCUCUUCCAGUGCAGGAAAGAUAAGAGUACUGUUUCUUGAUGUCGACUUUGGGCCAUCCAUCAAACGUAUUCUGGCAUCAGUGUACGGUUGGGAAGGCGGAGAGGGAAAAACUACUUAAUCAACAGGGAUGCAUUGUAUGGAUUACUGGCCUCAGUGGUUCAGGAAAAAGCACACUUGCAUGCACUCUUGGUAGAGAAUUACACUCGAGGGGUAAGCUUUCUUAUAUUCUUGAUGGUGACAACGUUCGGCAUGGUCUCAACAAGAAUCUUGGUUUCUCACCGGAAGACCGGACUGAAAAUAUCCGCAGGGUUGGGGAAGUUGCGAAGCUCUUUGCAGAUGCUGGUUUGAUUUGCAUUACCAGUCUAAUAUCGCCUUACAGAAAGGAUCGGGAUGCUUGCCGGGCAAUGUUGCCAGAUGCGUUUGUUGAGGUCUUUAUGAAUAUACCAAUAGAAGUAUGCGAAGGAAGAGACCCAAAGGGCCUCUACAAGCUUGCUCGUGCUGGGAAAAUUAAAGACCAUGAUUGCGUUGCAGGUUUUACUGGAAUAGAUGACCCUUACGAGCCGCCUUUAAACUGCGAGAUUGAACUACAACUGAAAGAGGGAGCAUGUCCUACGCCAAAUGAAAUGGCGGGGCAAGUGGUUUCUUAUUUGGAGGGCAGGGGCUUUCUGCAAACUCUAUGAUCACAAAUUUUCGGCCCCGGGGAACAGAAGCUGCUACUGCAGCAAGAAAUCAAGAAUACUGUUAUUUGCAAUGCAAUGUUUUUUUCUCUUUAUCUAUAUAUAUCCUGCAGAUGUUAUACAAGGUUUAGAGGUAUUAUUAAGAUUAAGAUUAGGAUUUGUUUGUUUUGUGAUGAACAUUGGGGGUUAGUAAUUGUCUGAUACCAAAACGCCUUGGCAGUGCAAAAUACAAAUGACUGGUUCCCCAUCUCUUUCACACAUUGUACAAUCAUUUAUAAAAUAAGUUAAACGUUUGUCUAAAAGUUUCGUUU
Molecule: messenger RNA, 1148 nt
Organism: Ipomoea nil (Japanese morning glory)
Lineage: Eukaryota; Viridiplantae; Streptophyta; Magnoliopsida; Solanales; Convolvulaceae
Product: adenylyl-sulfate kinase 3
Exons: 7
Coding region: 199-840 (213 amino acids)
Biological process (GO): sulfate assimilation
Molecular function (GO): ATP binding; adenylylsulfate kinase activity
Source: RefSeq, a predicted model, not a curated record